GCUCAUUUUCGCAAGGCAAACGAACCUUAUCGCGAUCCGUGUGCUACACCCGAUUGAUCCUGGAAUAUUCACCAACAGCUGGGUUUUGUUGGCCGGAUUUGAAUUUACCAUUGUAAUUGAGAACAUUAACCAGUGCUGGUUCUCAAUAUUGUUGCAACCAGUAGAGACCAGCACUAUGGUGCUUCAGUUUAAGAUGUCAAUCCACACUGUACUGUCAUUGGUAAUCUGCUACUAUGUACUCACCGGUACUACAGUGAUGAGUUGUCCAGCAUCAUGUCCGUGUGAUGGUGCACCUAGGUACACUGUAUAUUGCUUCAGUCGCAGAUUAACAAUGGUGCCUGGUGGAAUACCGAAUACAACAAUGACUCUAUAUUUGGACGGUAAUCAGAUCCAGAAAUUAAGUGCCGGUGUGUUUUCUGGUCUAACAAACCUCCAAACACUAGAUUUGCGUAAUAAUCAGAUCCAGACUUUAAGUGACGGUGUGUUCUCUGGUCUAACAAACCUCCAAUCACUACUUUUGGGGAAUAAUCAGAUCCAGAAUUUAAGUGACGGUGUGUUCUCUGGUCUAACAAACCUCCGAGUACUAUGGCUCAAUUUCAAUCCUCUUAUUUUGACACCAAGUCUCUAUGUCAGUUUAUAUGGUAUCGGCACUAUCUCCUCUAACCCCGGCUGUUACGGGUGUGUCUAUGUUAACUCAUGGGUUGCGGUGUACUUGAAUCAAGUGUCAAAGUCCUGUGCACCUGGACAUUUUCAGAAGUUCAACAAUAACGGAAGCUUUGACUACUACUGCCGUUGUAAUGAGUCCGUACCAGUUAUUACACCGAAUUGUUCAUCACCUGGAUACACAUGCCUGGCAAAUGGACAAUUUCCAAUUUGUUUUGGAUACACACAAUGCGAAAAAGCAGGUUCUACUUACAUUUGCACUUGUGAGAACGAAUUAAGCCUGAAUCAAUCCUACUGUUACAUGGCUAAAGACUGCCAAAACACAGUGGAAGACUGCGGAAAUGGAAACUGCACCAUGGAUUACCCACCUGAAUCCCGAAUAAAUAAGAAACUCAAUCAGCCAUCAAAUCCGAGGAAUGGAAUAUAUUCGACAGAUACUAUUUCAGCAGAGAACACAACGUUGACUGUAAAGUGCAAGACUGAUUUCCGGAAUGAUCAAAGUGCAAUACAGUCAACCAUGAAAUGUCAAUACCCAGGAACCUGGAUAACCCUCCGCGCUGAGCCUUGCCGCCUACCUUUCAAUUGUUCAGAUUCCCCUUGUCAACCGAAACGCCAAACAUGCACAGAUAUUGAAAAAGGAGGUUUCGUCUGUAAUUGUUCCAAUGGAUAUGCAAAGAAUUACAGCACAGAUUUAUGCGAGGACAUCAAUGAAUGUGACGGAGUUAAUAUAUGUGAUUCUAGCAGCAGCUAUUGUGUCAAUCAGCCAGGAAACUACACGUGUGAGUGCAAGAAUGGGUUCAGCAAAAGGGAUAACACAUCAACCGGUUUUUGCAUGGACAUAAAUGAAUGUGACAUACUUGAUGUCUGUAAUCGUAGUAGCAGCUAUUGUGACAACCAGCCAGGAAGCUACACGUGCGAGUGCAAGAAUGGGUUCAUUAAAAAGGAUAAUGUUUGUACCGGGCUCAAUUGCUCACAUGCUUCAUGUGAUACUGCAACCCAACAAUGCACUGAUAUCAAAGGAGGAAGUUUCAUCUGUAAUUGCACCACCGCGUAUACAAAAAAUGAAAAAACAGGUUUAUGCGAUGACAUUGAUGAAUGUAGCACAGGUGAUGUAUGUGGAUCUAGCACAAGCGAUUGUGUAAACCAGCCGGGAAAAUAUACAUGCACAUGCAAAGUUGGGUACAUCAAAAAAGGAGAUAAUGACUGCACCGGGCACGAGUUGUCGAUUGGUUUAGGUGGAGGUGCCGGAGGGAUUUUAGUUAUCAUCGCAGUCAUAGUCAUCAUCUGGUCACGACGUGAAUACAAAGCUAGUCGUUCUAGAAGGGAAGAAAAAACACGGAGCAAAUUUCAUCAAGAUGUGUUCUUCUCCGACUCCAAGCAGACGACAGGUAUGACGUACUUCUCCAAUAAUCCAGCUUACAGCUCCAAACAGGAGCGUAUAUAUGAAGAAAUUGAUAUCCCAGAUGAAAUCAACACGAAGUCGUAGUAAAUUGUCAAAGUUAACCCUUUUCUUUGACAUGUUCUAAAAAGCAGCAUCAUGAAAUGUAAAUGUACGUGGGGCUGUAGUAGAAUAGAAGCGUUAAUAGUAUUAGUAGUAGUAGUAGCCAUGCCUAGAUGUGUUUCAUAGGAAACAGCUGCGGUGUACCCUUGGAAUUACCUACCCAGAUGUCUUCUCGAAUGCAGAUUUAUAUGCUGUUACUGGCCAGUGCUCUGUAUCUGAAAUGGCCAAGCGGGACAGGUGGAAGCUAUUAGGACAUAUAUUACGCCAGCCAAGUGCCAUCCCUGCAAAUGUUGCUCUCACUGCUUUCUGUACAUAUGCUACCAGUCAGCCCUUUCGAAUAGGUGCACCCCGCUCUUGCUUCACCACAAGUCUCCAGCGAGACGUCCGCCUCACACCUAUCUGCAUUUUUAAGCCCAGCUGCCUUCGUGAUCUUGGCACCUAUGCCCGCGACAGAAAACAAUGGAGUAACAUCUGGUCAGCCAUUUAGUCUAGUACUGCUCUUCUUAAAUUUGACCUUUAUUACAAGACUCUUCUUUUUCAUUUCGCUCUCCCACUCUCACCCACACAUGCUCACGGUUACGUCUGCCGUCGUGAGUCCCAUUCGGGACAUUUACGAGAAUAAUAAUAAUAAUAAUAAUAAGUAGCCAUGUUCUUCAUUUUCUCUACCCUCCCUCACUCCUUUUCACAACUCAACAUCAUUCUUAUAUUAUAAAUGUGUGUAGUGUUUUUCCGUCUGGCAUGGAUUUUCUCGCCUAUUUGCAAGCAUAAAGUUUUGUUAGUCAUGCAUGCCAACAUUGCGCCAAAUGCAAUUGACCCGAAUCCACUCGAGUCUUACCACAUUCACACAUAUGGAGGAGUCUGCUUUUUCAAGCAAAUCCGCCUUUUUCGCGCACGUACUGCUAUUGGAUAUUUACCCACACUCACGUGCCAUACCCUGUACCCCACCUUCUGUCACUGCUGGUAAUUUAAAAAUAACUAAGUUAUCAUUUUUGCAACAUGGAAAUUGUGGGCACACGUUAUGCGAUGGAGACCACCAACUGAACAGUCAAGCGUGAACAAUAAUUAUAGGACAAACCUGACAAGGAGUACUGAGCAAAUCCACAGCAACAAAGUGUGGAGGUUUUGUGCUAGGUUUUGCAUGUAUGGCUGUUCAAAUUCUGGUUUCUUUGGGAGACUCAUUUGCGUAACUUAAGCCCACAAUUUACACAUUACAAUUUGUUCCUUGGCCCACCUGCCAAAUUCUUUUUCAUUUUUGUUGCACAUUUUACCCAUUUCAUUUCUUUGUGCAUAUGACAGCCAUGAUUUCUUGUUUUUAUAGCUCUACUUACUGGAACUGGUAUUAUUACCUCUCUACUGUACACUGUGCAUUGCCUUUGUUCAUUUCACUUGGGAUGUCCUUCACCUGAUGAUAAAUCUUGAAAAGUAUUCUAGUGAACCGAAAAAAUCCAAGAUGUUUCUGAAGUGUGUCUUCAUUUUAAGUAAUAUCACUAGGCACCGGUGGAUUAUGCCAGCAUAAUUGUUGGCAUAUUUUGGUUAAUGAAAGUUUGGAUCAUAACUUGCCUUUCUGAGGUAGGAGCAUAACUGUAAUAGUUUUACCUUGACACUUCUUGCUUGUCUUAUGGUAACACCUUGUGUUCCUACUAUUCUCACUCCUGCGGUUCUCGCCUUUCUUUUGUUUUAUAACCUCUGGUUUGAACAUCAUUCGUUGAAUUUUUCAAUCAAUCAAGUCUAUACUGUUA
Sycon ciliatum is the source of this 3903-nucleotide messenger RNA. RefSeq names its product slit homolog 2 protein-like. Lineage: Eukaryota; Metazoa; Porifera; Calcarea; Leucosolenida; Sycettidae. The coding region runs from base 176 to 2149 and encodes 657 amino acids. The transcript is spliced from 15 exons. The record is from RefSeq and is a predicted model, not a curated record. Gene Ontology annotation, molecular function: calcium ion binding; protein binding.